CAACCACAACGACACCACCACGUGUCACGAACCACCUCUAAACAGAAACUACUUCUUCUUCUUCUUCUUCUGUAACUAAAAGUCGAAUCAGCACUGGAAACACCUCAUAAAUUCGGUUACACUUGUUCAUGUUCGUUACGGUUACGGUUACAGUUACAGUUAUACAACACUACUAACUACUCAUUAUCAUUACAUCAUAAUAAUAACCGUUUUCUCUCUCUAUACAUGGGCUAGUAGUCCUAUUCCUCUUGACGCUCUUGCUCUUGGGUUUUUGUUUCUUCUUCUUCCUCCUCCUCCUCCUCUUCUUCUUUGUGUAUUUUCAUUCUCUCUUGUGAAUGGCGAAUCUGGAGUGCAAUCUGAGGGGACCUCCCACUCCUACAGCUCAAACAGGUGAGGGAGAUGAAGAUCUCUACACAGAGCUAUGGAAGCUGUGUGCAGGGCCUCUCGUCGAUGUUCCCCGCACUGGGGAGAGAGUCUACUACUUCCCUCAGGGUCACAUGGAACAAUUGCAAGCAUCAACGAAUCAGGAGGUGAACCAAGAACUGAGUCAGCAAAUCCCUCAUUUCAAUCUCCCAACCAAGAUUCUCUGCCGUGUUGUUCACAUUCAGUUGCUGGCGGAACAGGAAACUGAUGAAGUUUAUGCCCGUAUCACUUUGCUUCCAGAACCAGAUCAAAAAGAGCCUACAAUCCCUGAUCCAAGUCCCGUGGAAUCUCAAAGAGAAACGUUUCACUCUUUUAGCAAGAUAUUAACUCCCUCUGAUACUAGCACACAUGGAGGAUGUUCAAUUCGGCGUAUGCAUGCCACAGAGUGCCUACCUCCAUUGCCAUCACCUCCAUCGGACGCGGAUGAAAAUUCCCCACCACCAUCCCAGGAGUUGGUGGCGAAGGAUCUUCAUGGGUUCGAGUGGAAGUUUAAGCAUGUAUUAAGAGGUAAAGGAGAUAAAGGAGGUAAAGGGGGUAAAGGAGGUUCACCAAAGAGGCACUUGUUCACAACUGGCUGGAGUACCUUUGUCACUUCCAAAAGACUGGUUGCUGGAGAUGCUUUUGUGUUUUUAAGGGGAGAAGAUGGGGAAAUGAGAGUUGGGAUUAGGCGACUUGCGCGGCAGCAGAUCCCAAUGCCUUCGUCCGUGAUAUCAAGCCAGAGUAUGCAUCUUGGAGUGCUUGCCACUGCUUCCCAUGCUGUUAUGACUCGCACCAUGUUUGUGGUUUAUUAUAAACCAAGGAGUAGCCAGUUUAUUAUUGGCCUUAACAAAUAUCUGGAAGCAGUCAAAAAUAAAUUUACUGCUGGAAUGCGUUACAAGAUGAGGUUUGAAGUGGAAGAAUCACCUGAGAGAAGCUUUUUGGUCAGAUUUUCUGGUACUAUUGUUGGGGUUGGGGAUGUAUCGCCAGGAUGGUCAAACUCUCAAUGGCGUUCCUUGAAGGUUCAUUGGGAUGAGCCGGCAACGUUUCCGAGACCAGAGAGGGUUUCUGCUUGGGAGAUAGAGCCUUUUGUUGUCUCUACUGCGUUGGCCAAAAGGCCCAGGCAUGCUGAUCAUACUUCAUCGUCUGAAAUUGCUUCCAACACUCCUGCUUCUGCUUUUUGGUUUCAUGGAUCAUCCAUGUCCCAUGAUCCUGCAGAAUUAGGUGGUGCUGAAGUCCAAUGCAAGGAAAACCAGGUUGUAUGGUCCUUGAGGCAGAAAGAAACCAAUGGCAAUCCCAUGAAUAGCCACUCCAGUAGCUCUCGGGUUCGUAUGGAAGGAAUAUGGUCUAAUUCACCACAUGCGAGUGUCCCACCAAACCCCCCAAACAACAAUGCUGCUGCAAAACAAGGCCUUUCACCUAUUUCAUCCAAACCAAAUGAUGAUGGUUUGACUCAUGAUAAAGUUGAAGUAGAUGCUAGAAAGAAGACUGAGAAUCCCACAAAGAUCUUUUUAUUUGGAGUUAAUUUGACUAACAACUUCCGUAGUAAUGUGUCCCAUCCGGAGAAAGAACAGGCUUGCUCUGCCAUUGUUCCCGUUGGUCCCAAAGAAUCUACUCCCAUUACCAUUACUGCAUCAGCCACUCAGAAUGCUCAGAAUUCCAACUAUUCAGUGUCCGAUAAGGAGCAACAGAACCAAAUUUCUUCUGAUGUAUUGCCAGCAGAGAAGCCUAACAAGCUGGCAUCCUUACCAUCCAUGAGGACUCGAACUAAGGUUCAAAUGCAAGGUGUAGCUGUAGGGAGAGCUGUGGACCUAACCAUGUUGAAUGGCUAUGACGAGCUUACAAUUGAGCUUGAGAAACUGUUUCAUAUUGAGGGAGAACUCAGAUCACAAAACAAAUGGGCAGUUACUUUUACUGAUGAUGAAAAUGACAUGAUGCUUGUUGGUGAUGAUCCAUGGCCGGAGUUCUGCAACAUUGUGAAACGGAUUUACAUUUAUUCAAGGGAGGAUGUGAAGAAGAUGAAGUAUAAACUCUCCGUGCCUUCGUUGGACUGCGAAGAGACUUUGUUGUCGAAAGAAGAGACUUAAAAAAGUCUCAUUUGCUUAACUGAUUAGCUUUUAACUUGUUUCAGUUUUCUUGGUUUGGGGAGGGGUAGGGGUUUGGGAUGGUUUGGGUUUGCUUUAACUUCAGAGUUCAGAGUAGUUGACUGAUAUAUAUAGUACUGCCAUUAAACUACUUGAUGAACUUGGGUUGAAUGGAUUUUAUAUAACCUGAUAUUUUGUGAAUACCUAGUGUUUGUUGGGUGGUAGAAGCAGCAUGAAAACAUGGAGAAAUUCUUGGA
This is a messenger RNA of Arachis ipaensis, 2740 nucleotides long. Lineage: Eukaryota; Viridiplantae; Streptophyta; Magnoliopsida; Fabales; Fabaceae. The record is from RefSeq and is a predicted model, not a curated record.